Messenger RNA from Gallus gallus (chicken), 1959 nucleotides. RefSeq names its product growth differentiation factor 15 (gene GDF15). Gene Ontology annotation, molecular function: cytokine activity; growth factor activity. The transcript has 2 exons. Gene Ontology annotation, cellular component: extracellular region. NCBI's taxonomy places the organism in Eukaryota, Metazoa, Chordata, Aves, Galliformes, Phasianidae. The coding region runs from base 100 to 1290 and encodes 396 amino acids. The record is from RefSeq and is a predicted model, not a curated record. Gene Ontology annotation, biological process: SMAD protein signal transduction.
AUUCUCCUCGCGGCAUCGAUAAGAGCCGCACGCGGGGCCUUUGCGCAAGAGGUUUUGCAACUCCUCCCCCCCCGCCCCCCCUCCUCCUCCGUCUGCGCGAUGCUGCGGGACGUGGGGGCCGUCACCGUCACCUGCCUGCAGCUCCUGCUGCUGGCGGGCGGCGCGCAGCCACGGCCCCGCGCGUGGGACGAGGACGGGCAGCAGCUGGAGGCCAUCAAACACGGCAUCCUGCGGCGGUUGGGCAUGGCCGGGCCCCCCCCGGUGCCGCACGCUCCGGACCCGGAGAGCAUCAGCCGAGCGCGGCGGCUGUACGAGCGGCGCGUGGCCGAACUGCGAGGGAACCGCAGCCGGGAACGGGAGGAGCGCGAGGGAGCGGCGGCCGCCACGCGUUGGCACCGCCUCACCGCCAUCCUGUGGCGCCUGCCAGACCCCCCCCGGCGAGAGCGGGACCCCCCCAGGGGGCAUGAACCACCCAGAGGACAGCGGGACCCCCAUGGAGAGCCGGACCCCGACGGUGACCAGCACUCCCACGGACAGCAGGACCCCGAAGGUCACCGGGACCCCCAUGGGCGCCAGGACCCCCCCGGGCCGUACCGUUACCUCCUGCUGGUGCCGCGCACGGGCGCUCUCCGCCAGCGGCUACAGAUGCUGCGGGCACAGCUGCAGCUCCCCCUGCACUCCCCACACCCAGCGCAGCUCCACGUCAGCAUUUACACCCCGGGGAGAUCCGGGGGGGCCCCACGGCUGCUGCACAGCCGGGAGUUGGACCCCCGCUCCCAACACCUGGACCUGACGGCGCCCAUCCGGCAUUGGGCCGCCGGGCACAGCGCCGCGCUGCGCUUGGAGUUGACCUUCAGCUCCAACGUGUCGGAUCCGUGGGAUGGCUUCGGAACCGGGAAGGCGGUUCUGGAGGUGGAAACGCGGGACAGAGCGGGGCGGGGGGCGAGGAGGCGGCGGGGGCUGGAAGAGGAGUGCGGGAAGAGCGAGGGGAAGUGCUGCAUGAGGGCGCUGAAGGUGUCCUUCCAGGAGAUCGGGUGGGACGAUUGGGUGCUGGCGCCGCGCAGCUACGACAUGCGCUUCUGCCAGGGCUCCUGCCCGCACAACUACCGCGCCGCCAGCAUGCACGCACAGAUCCAGGCCCGGGUGCACGCCCUGAGCCGCGCCGCCCCGGCGCCGUGCUGUGUGCCCGCCGAGUACGACCCCAUGGUGCUGAUGCACUACAAUGGGGAGGGCAGGUUGGUCAGCUCUGUCUUUGAGGAUAUGUUGGUCACCCGCUGUCACUGCGCCUGAGGGCACCGCCAGGUGGAGGGGUCCAUCGCCUCCGUCUGUAGGGAUCGGUCGCCUUUGGGUGCAGGGAUCCGUCACCACUGGGUACGGGGAGCUGGGUGUAGGGGUCUGUCAGCUCUGGAUAUAGGGUUCCAUCACCCCCACCAUAGGGUUCCUUUAUGUCCGGAUAUAGGAGUCCAUCACCUCUGGGUGUAGGGAUCUGUCACCUCCUGCUAUGGGGAUCCAUCACCUCCAGAUAUAGGAAUCCAUCGCCUUUGCAAAUACGGACCAGCACCUCUGGCCGAGGGGUCCAUCACCUCUGGAUAUAGGAACUCAUCACCUCCAUCUGUAGGGACCCUUCACCUCCAGAUACUGAGUCUGACCCCCUGCUGUAGCGCCCCCAUCCCAUCCCGGUGGCACCGACCCCAGGGACACGGACCCCACUGCCAUCACUCCGUGCCAUAACUUAUUCCCCUCCCCCCUAUUUAAAGCAUUGGUUCAGCAGGAGGAGCCCACCCCGCCGCCGCGCCGACUCCUCUCCGCACGAGCCUUUUUUAUACAGUCCUUUAUUUAUUACUCACUAUUUAUUGCAUUGUACGGCUUUGUUGGGAUUCUUUUUUUUUUCUUUUUGUAUAUUUAUAUAUUUCUACAAAUCAAAUGGAGAUGUAAAUGAAUAAAGUGAUGGGAACGCAA